Molecule: messenger RNA, 921 nt
Organism: Glycine soja
Lineage: Eukaryota; Viridiplantae; Streptophyta; Magnoliopsida; Fabales; Fabaceae
Exons: 3
Coding region: 1-921 (306 amino acids)
Source: RefSeq, a predicted model, not a curated record
AUGAGUGAAAGAAGAGAAAAGGGGUUGUGUUAUUUCUGUGAUGAGCCCUUUACAGUAGAGCACAAUUUGACACACAUGAAAUUGCAAAUACAUGUUACAGAGGUUGAUGAUAAUUCAGAUUCAGAAAGGGAAGAUGUUGUGAGUGAGGAGUUGGCUGUCUCUUCAGGUAGUGAACCACUAAUAUCAGUAAAUGCUCUAACUGGAACUACUAGUUUCAGAAUAAUGCGAGUCACUGGAAGGAGACAUGUGCUGAGAGGGGCUUCUAAUGCUAAGCUGAAAAUAGUGAAGAAGCAGCAAUUGCACAAGGCACUUUCUUCUGGUGUGCACAUUUCUAUGUUGCAAUUGUGUGAGGGAGAAGAAGACUUAUUGUUGAAUUCACUUACUACUCAUGCACCCGCAUCUGCCAUGCCUACUAGUGUUGCAGAAUUGCUAUGCAAUUUUGAUGAUAUGUUCCAAGAACCUACCAAUCUACCUCCUUUUAGGCUUGCCCAUGAUCAUAAGAUUCCUCUAGUCUCAGGCGUUGUUCCUGUAAAUAAAAGGCCAUAUAGAUAUGCUAAACACCAGAAAGACAUCAUUGAUGGUCUGGUCAAGGAGUAUCUGCACUCAGGCAUAAUACAAAACAGUAGUAGUCCCUAUUCUAGCCCAAUUGUAUUGGUAGGGAAAAAAGAUGGCAGUUGGAGGCUUUGUGUGGAUUAUAGGGAGUUGAAUAAGGCUACAAUGAAAAAUAGAUUCCCAAUCCCUCUUGUGGAUGAUCUUCUAAAUGAGUUGCAUGGUUCCAAGUGGUUCUCUAAGGUAGACCUAAGAUCUAGCAACAAUCAGGACAAUCGUCCCAUAGCCUUCAUCAGCAGGAGCUUGAAUGUGCAGCAACAGUCCCUAUCCACUGAUGAGAUGGAAUUGCGAGCUGUUGUCUUUGCAAUGUAG